Messenger RNA from Penicillium malachiteum, 1203 nucleotides. Its product is annotated as structure-specific endonuclease subunit SLX1. Gene Ontology annotation, cellular component: Slx1-Slx4 complex. Gene Ontology annotation, molecular function: crossover junction DNA endonuclease activity; 5'-flap endonuclease activity. The record is from RefSeq and is a predicted model, not a curated record. Bases 1 to 1203 code for a protein of 400 amino acids. Lineage: Eukaryota; Fungi; Ascomycota; Eurotiomycetes; Eurotiales; Aspergillaceae. The transcript has 2 exons. Gene Ontology annotation, biological process: double-strand break repair via homologous recombination.
AUGGAGGAUCAGAGAGAGCUCCGGCCAAUCCCGGCCUAUUACUGUUGUUACCUUCUCCGCUCAACCGUCCGACACGCUUCGCUGUAUAUUGGGUCCACGCCAAACCCAAUCAGGCGACUCCCACAACACAAUGGAGAUGCUAAAGGCGGAGCCAAACGGACGGCCCGAGAUAAAUUACGGCCUUGGGAGAUGGUCUUGGUCGUUGAGGGGUUUAUGAGCAGAGUGGGGGCUCUUCAAUUUGAAUGGGCCUGGCAACAUCCGGAUAGAACUCGACAUAUUCAUCCGGAAAGUGAAGAUCAACAGUCUCAGUCCAAAGUCAUCGUGAAUCCCAAGACUGGGAAGACGAGGCCUCGGCCCGGUCGCUCUCGGAGAUCUCUCACGGCCCACCUGGAUGAUCUACAUGCGCUUUUACGCUCCACCUAUAUUUCGAGCUGGCCACUACGCGUACGAUUUUUCUGUGCUGAUGUUCAUCGUGUUUGGAGAGUCUGGAACGAUCGGGUGAAUACUCCUAUCCCUCAUGAUAAGAUCAUCCUAGAUGGAGACUGUUCAGCGUCGAGUGGAGACAGCGAAAGAGUCGGCUGUAUUCAAAACUUAUCGGUUGACUACACCAAACUCGAAAGCUACCUUGAGAAGUCUAUGUUUAUAUUAGACGAUACGGAUGAUCUACAAUGUGAAAUCUGCAAAGCAGUGGUCGCACCAACCGAGCAACAAAUCCUUGUCUGUCCCCAAACGGCGUGCCGAGGCACAUGUCAUCUGUUAUGUCUAUCUACUCAUUUUCUCGAGACAAGCAAUGACUCGGAAGCUCUAGUACCAACACAGGGUACUUGUCCAACAUGCAAAGAAACCGUGCAAUGGCCACUCAUGAUUCAAGAAUUAACUCUUCGCAAUCGAGCUGAAAAAGAAGCCCAAAUUAUUCUGCGCAGGAAAGAAAGGCGCGAACGGAAAGAAUCCGCAAAGAGUUCAAGCAGCAAGACCAACCCUGGGAAGGGAGGGAGAGGGAAUUUGCGUGAUGGCUCCGUGGAGCCAACAUCAACUUUGACCGAGACAGAUCCUUUAUUGGAUGACGAUUGGUGUGAGAGAGUAGACUUGGAGUCAGACACAGAGUUUGGGGUUGGCCGACACAGUCAGCCCUCUCCACCCCCUGCUAGAUUGGAGAUUGUCAUCGAAGAUAGUGACUGGGAUGACGCAGAGCUCGUGGAAUAA